Malaya genurostris is the source of this 4474-nucleotide messenger RNA. Its product is annotated as ankyrin-1-like. The coding region runs from base 1685 to 3814 and encodes 709 amino acids. The record is from RefSeq and is a predicted model, not a curated record. Lineage: Eukaryota; Metazoa; Arthropoda; Insecta; Diptera; Culicidae. Gene Ontology annotation, molecular function: protein binding. Gene Ontology annotation, cellular component: ciliary inversin compartment. The transcript has 3 exons. Gene Ontology annotation, biological process: protein localization to ciliary inversin compartment.
AAUAUCGAAGCGGCACCACGCAGAAAAAAAUUGCCCAUAAUAAUUGAGCAGUCUGAUUUUAAUAUUAAUGAAUGUGCAUUUGAUUUCAUUUCUAUGUUCAACGUUUAAAAGCAAAGUGUUACUCAACUUCAGCCCAAGGAGAAGUUAUAGUGCGAGUUCUGUUAAGCUACCAUACGAGUGAAAAAAUGUCUAUUAGUAAUGACAAAUGAAUGGUGAAAUCCUAAGACACACACACACUUAGUCUGAGGUCAUAUGCAGCGAAGAACCAAUUACACCAUCCGUAUCAAUUACCUUUGAUAAGAUAAAAAAAAUUUGAGGUAACAACAACUGCAAAAGGAAUAACUUUGUCAGCUUUAGACAGAAUUAACCAUGGAAGCUGCAAAAAUGUCGGAACCAAGUGAAGCACUGACCGGACAGCAUGUGAUUUUGGCAUGCAGAAACAACGAUCUUCAGUUCCUGAAAAAUCUGCAGAAAUCGGGAGAAAUGCAAAACUUUGAGCCAACUGAGACUGAUGACGAGAGUCACAACGCGUUUUAUUAUGCCAUACGAUCAGGAAGUGUGGAAUUACUCGAAACUCUCAUUGAAAAGUGGCCGAAUAAGGAUUUCAGCAUGCCGGAGCACUCGCAACUUCUGGAUGACCUUCUUUCGGAUGCAUACGAAGAAUUGAGAUUGAAAAAUGUGGACCUGGAAAAGGAUAUUCAAAUAUUUGUAGAAGAAAAGCUUAUAAAUUUACGUUUCUAUGUUAAGAAUCCUACGGAAACCGUCGAUGAUGAUGACGCCGGAUGUAAACGCCGGAUCGAUUGGGUAAUUGAUAAGAUGAAACUUUUGGUUCGCGACUAUUCUUCUGGGGGUGCGAUGGUGGAUGAUAAAUUUCUAUUUCUGUGCAGAAUGAUCGCGCAAAAUCUUCACGUAUUGAAAAACCGACUUAAAUCCACAUACAACAAGAUGCCGUGGGAGGAAAUGGAAUUUUGCUUGUGUGUAUUUGUGAAUUCUCAUACCAGACAACAAGAAACAAAUUUUUUUUACAACGCAAUACUUAACAAAAAUAGAUUAUUGCAACACACGAAAAACUUCCAAGAAGGUAUGGAAUAUCUCAAAACGUUAUCUGGAUCUGCCAAAACCAAAAGUAAAACUGCUCGUAGGCGUUCUGAAAACAUGAAUGAAAUUCUAGACCAAAAUAAGGACUUUAAAAGUCUCUAUGCUGAUCAUUGUCAAAUGAAAGAUAUUUACUCAUUGUCGCGUAUAAAAUAUUAUAUCGGCUUAGCGCUUAUGGAUGUGGAGGACGAAAACGUGCACCGCCUUGUUUCCGAAAGGGCUCUGCAAGUGAUUGGAGAAAGCUUAAAAAAUACCUCGCAGUCCCCGCAUCUAUCGAAGGAUGCAAGUGAUUUGGUGCUCGCUAAUUUCCACGAAGAACAAUGGAAAAAAAUUAUAAGAUUACGAGAUUCAUUAUCGCAUGCCAUAUUGGAUGAUUAUUAUAUAUUCGAAAAACGUGUGGAAGCUCGUCAAAUGGAACAAGAUUUCAAAAAAGAUUUCGUUCAACUCAUUUUGGCUAUACACAACGUUUUUCUCGAUAAGAAAUAUCCAAUCUUACUUAAGAUACUAAAAAAAAUGCUACAUAGGGAUGAAACCGAAUUAAUUAUAUUUGAAUUGGUUUUUUUCAAUUACUAGUAGCAUAAUAGUAUAUAUGGUGGAUAUUUGGCGGAAUUGGGUACCAAACAUAGCAUUUUUUUUAAAUAAUGAGAUAGAGAAACUGGGGCAUACUCUGAUAUAUCUGGACGUUCUAUUUAUUGAAAAUCAUGCAGAAUAUGUCUGCGGAAUUCUAUUGCUAGAGCCUGCCACAACCCAUCCAUUGCUUUUUUUUUCAGGAAAUAUAUUCGAUUCAUUUCUCAAAGAAAUAAGCAUCGAAGAUUACUUCCCUCCGACAAAUUUGCUUAUUUUUUUAUUCAGUCUUUCUGAUCCUCUCUCCAUCCAUUUAAUUUGGUACUUUAUAAGAAAAUUAUUCAUGAAACUUCAUGCUGGUUUAAACCCCAAAACUCAUAAGAUUAAUUGCAUUGAAAGCUAUAGAAACUGUCUCAAUCCUAUAGUAAGUGAAGCAGACAUUGAAGAUAAAAUAAAUUCACUUAUCAAGCAAAUUCAACACAUCGCGAAGUUUAACGAAAUUGAAAUGACUGAAUUUAAUGAAAGUAUUGAAAAAUUAAAGCAAAGUCACGUAAAUCGCACUAGAGCACGAUCAACAUAUGGUGACUUCAUAAAAACAGUGAGAAAAGAUAUUAAUUCUGCAAAUUCGGGAAAACUGCAUGGAAAUAUGUCUGGCUUGUUUAAGAGCAACAGCAAAACCUUACAAAAAAAGAUUAAAACAGCUCUGAAGCAAAUUGAAGAAGAAAAUGCAGCCAAGCAUCAAAAACAUUUCCACGAUCUAUUUCAAACAUUACACAAUUUACUUUCAAUGAAUAAUGAUCUAGAUGAAAACAUUAAGAAUUCUGCACUCGAAGUAGUAUUGCUUGAUAUUUUUGCAUACUUAGAAGAAAAGUUUUCUCUUUUGGAUGCGGGAGCACGGAGUACUGCAGCCUUUCUGGACAAGAACACUCCAGUCCUGACCGGCAAGCAGAUGCGAAACUAUUUGGCGCACGGCAAUGCUACAGUAAAUAUUUUAACUUCUGAACCAUCUAUCGCAGUUGCGAGCAAUGCCCGUGAAUUGUUGAGAAGCCAAACCAAAUUGGUACAAAACUCUAAUUUUAAAAUAUCCCAAAAUUAUUUGCCUUUUUCCGAUUGGGAGCAAACUAUCAACAAAAGAAUCGAGUCAAUACAAAUUCAACAAAAUAUGUUUGCUGCUGCAGAGAGAAACAAUGUAGAAGAAGUAUUCCAGUGUUUAAAAGCUGGAGCAGACAUAUUCGCGAGAGAUUUUGAACAUUGCAACUUGCUUCAUUAUGCUGCUAAAGGAAACAGCGAAGAGAUAUUCAAGAAGUUUCACAAUAAAGCUUUGCUUGAAUCAGAAAGCAUUUACGGAAGCAACCCCAUACACAUUGCCGCUUGGAAUGGAUCAUUUGAAAUCAUCAAUUUAAUGAUAAAUGGUGAGAUGUUAGCAAAAUAUAAUUUAAUUAACGUGAAACGAAAAGAUGGACUUACACCAUUGCACUUAGCAGCGCAAAAGGGCCAUAAAGAAGUCGUUAACCUUCUGGCAUCUAAAUAUAUGAAUGUAGAAGCAGCUAAAAACAGUGGGUGGACACCUUUGCACUUGGCAGCGGCAAAUGGUCAUACAGAAGUGGUUAAAAUUUUGCUGUCCACCAAUGCCAAUGUAGAAGAUAAAACACCCAAAUGCUACACAGCAUUGCACUUGGCAGCGACGAAUGGUCACACAGAAAUAAUUAACACUUUGCUGUCCAAAGAUGCGAAUGUUGAAGCCAAAACACUCCAAGGAUAUACACCGUUAUACUUUGCAGCGCAACAAGGCCACACAAAAGUUGUAGAAAUUUUGCUGUCCAAAAAUGCGAAUGCGUAUACUAAAAACCAUGCCGGGUUGAUGCCUGUUCACAUAGCCCUGAUAAAUAUGUGUUUGGGAGUGGUCUAUGUUUUUUUUACUAAAAAUCCAAUUUUGUUUGUUUCUAUUUUUAAAACCUAUCAUUUUCUUUUUCUGUUGCUCUCCAUUCUUUUCCUUUCUCUCUGGGGAACUGUACCACCAGUCAUCUCAGUAAUUUCAUUGGUAUUAGUCAUUAGUAUUUUGCUUAUUACUUUGCCUAGAAUCACUAAAUUGCUUUGUAGUCGACCGAUAUGCAUUUACUUCGAUCCUAUGAAUCAAUAUUACUGGAAAAACUAAAGAAAAAUGAGUCAAUACUUCAGUUACACAAAUGUGCAAAGCGAUUAAACCUAGUUUCAUCUUAUCCUUUCACCCAAUAUAUUGAACAGAGAUGGCAGAUCCUACUCUAACUAAUGGGUUUUCUAUAUGACAUGGAAGCUAAAAUGACCGUAACCCUAUUUCAGAUUUCGUUGAAAUUCAUUAUUAGGUUUGCAUGAGAGUUCUCGAAUUCUCCGUAGCUAUAUGGAUUUUCGUUGAAGGCAAGAUUGUUAUUUAAUACUACUCUACAGAGCUAAUACAUGUUAGAAUAAUUAUCAACAAAUGAAAAAAUAGCGGUUAUGUUAUGAAAUAUGCUCUUGAUUUUCUUAGAGAUCGCUUGACCGACAACAAAAUUCAUACAAAAAUAAUCUAACGGUUCGUUUGAAAACUACUGAUUUUUUUUAACCGAGCCGACUUUCGGUUACUGAAUUACAGCGUGAAUGAUGAAACACUUACUCUUGAUUUCAUAUGAUGAACCAGAAAUUAAUAUGACAUUUUAUAAAUGUAAAUAGCUUACCUAUAAAUAUUUACCUACUUAUAAGAACUAAACACAAGAACACUAGGAAAUAUAAUACACCUAUAAACGUUCAGCAUAACUGUCAAACAGGAACAAUAUUGUACACAAAAGCAUGAUAUAAAUAG